This is a messenger RNA of Condylura cristata (star-nosed mole), 1755 nucleotides long. It is a transcript of the gene INSYN1, whose product is annotated as chromosome unknown open reading frame, human C15orf59. Gene Ontology annotation, cellular component: postsynaptic density. The transcript has 3 exons. Bases 749 to 1705 code for a protein of 318 amino acids. Lineage: Eukaryota; Metazoa; Chordata; Mammalia; Eulipotyphla; Talpidae. Gene Ontology annotation, biological process: inhibitory postsynaptic potential. The record is from RefSeq and is a predicted model, not a curated record.
AGCUGGGCCCGCCGCGCGCCCCCUCCCCUCGCUUCCCCGCGCCUCGCCUCCUCCUCGCGUUCUUCUCGCCUCCUCUCCUCCGCCCGGAUCGGCUCCCGCCCGCGCCCGGGCCGCGAAUCCCAGCGCGGCCGGGACCCCUGUCUCGAGCGCUCUCGGCGGGGCCCGGCCCGGACCAGGUCCUGGUGGCCGACACCGCCCCUUCCCACGGGGCCCGGCGGGUUCCGGACCUUUCCGACUGUGGACUGAGCGGUGGGAGCAAUCUCACCCCCGGCAGACCGUGAGACUGGGCUGAGCGGACCCUCGCGGCCGCUCCGGACACCCCCGGUGCUGGAGCGCGGACAUCCUGGGUCCGUACUAAGCGCGUCCCGGGCUCCCAGCGGUGCCAGCUGACUCCGGCAGGGCCGGGCAGACCCCCGCGAAGCCCGCCGAUCUGGACUGGACAGAGCGAACCCCUGACAGUGCCCAGCCUGGGGAAUGCGGGGCGUGGGCUGAGGGGAGCCCGGCGCCCUCCGAUCGCUCCGACUUUGGCUCACGCGCUGGGACUGGCCUGGUGUCGCCUCGGUCGCCCUGAGCCCGGGUCACCUGUGGCCUGGGAGAUCCGAGGCCGCCGGACCCCCGCUCCUUCCCCACAAGCGGGGGUUGGGGGAGAUAUUUUCUGUCCCCCAUCCUUGGAGCACGGAGGCCCCGCCCCCUCCCACCACCCUGAUGUCUCCCGCGGCUCUAAGGACCUCCCUGAGGCCUGGGGCCGAUGGGUCCAGAGAGAGAAGCCCACCCUAGGGAGCCUUGGGGGCCCCCCAACCUCGUCUUGGGGCUUGGCCCCCGACGCUGCUCGGAUGGAAGGCCUGUGCCCCCACCCUCGCCCAGUGACGACCCCAGCAGCGGUGGCGAACGGGAGAGGAUUCGACAGCGCAUGAAGAUGGUCAUCGGACAGCUUGAGGGCAUACUGCGGGAGCUCAAGGAGGUGGCCAAGGAGCUCCGGGAGGUGGUGAGCCAGAUCGAUAAACUAACCUCGGACUUCGACUUUGAACUGGAGCCAGAUGACUGGACCACGGCCACUGUGAGCAGCACCUCCAGCAGUGACAAGGCAGGUGUGGGCGGCCCCUUUGACCUGGGCCACUUGGACUUCAUGACAGCUGACAUCCUCUCGGACAGCUGGGAGUUCUGCUCCUUCUUGGACGUCUCCACCCCCUCGGACUCCGUGGAUUGCCCCGAGUCCACCCGGCCAGGCGCCGGCCCUGACUACCGGCUCAUGAACGGCGGCAUGCCCAUUCCCAAUGGGCCCCGGGUGGAGACCCCGGACUCUUCCAGUGAGGAGGCCUUCAGCACUGGUCCUGCCAAGGGUCAGCUGCCCCAGCGGACCCCGGGCACACGGGAGAGGGUGCGGUUCAGUGACAAAGUGCUCUACCAUGCCCUGUGCUGUGACGAUGAGGAGGGGGAGGAAGAGGGAGAAGUGGAGGAGGAAGAGGUGGGUCUGCCCCCGGAGCCUCCCCGCUCAGAGGCCCACGCAGGUCCCCUAAAGGCCUCUCCAGCACCCUUCAAGUCAAGGCGCUCUCCACUGACUGGCCGCCACUCGGGCCCCACCUUGGCCCACGAGCAGACCCGAAGGGUCACAAGGAACAGCAGCACCCAAACGGUGUCAGACAAGAGCACGCAGACAGUGCUGCCCUACACAUCUACCAGACAGAAAGCGAAGGGCAAAAACUAGGGGCUGGGGAGGGGCUGGGGGAUGUGGGUAAAUAGACCUAUAAAUAUAUA